Molecule: messenger RNA, 1072 nt
Organism: Camelina sativa (false flax)
Lineage: Eukaryota; Viridiplantae; Streptophyta; Magnoliopsida; Brassicales; Brassicaceae
Product: small ribosomal subunit protein uS2m
Biological process (GO): translation
Cellular component (GO): mitochondrial small ribosomal subunit; ribosome
Molecular function (GO): structural constituent of ribosome
Source: RefSeq, a predicted model, not a curated record
UUCAUCCAUCUCUCAGUUUCCUCCACCAACAGAUCUAAUCCAAUUUGCGAAUUCAUCUAAAAAACCCUAAACCCUUUCCGGUUCCGGCGACGAAACAAUGACGAUUCACGCCGCAGUAAUCCAGAAGCUUUUGAACACAGGAUCACAUCUCGGCCGUCGAGCCGCCGAGCAUCAUUUCAAGCAAUACGCUUACGGGACGCGUAACGGGAUGACCAUUAUCGACUCAGACAAAACCCUCAUUUGCCUCCGUAGCGCCGCUCAUUUCGUAGCUAACCUCGCUCACAUGAGAGGUAACAUCUUCUUCGUCAACACGAACCCUCUUUUCGACGAGAUCAUCGAGCUCACUUCUCGCAAGAUCCAAGGCGAUUCGUAUAAUCACAACCGUGCGAUGAACCUGUGGAAGAUGGGUGGGUUCUUGACUAACAGUUACAGUCCUAAGAAGUUUCGAUCUAGGCAUAAAAAGCUUUGCUUUGGUCCUACUACUAUGCCUGAUUGUGUUGUUGUGUUUGAUACUGAGAGGAAGAGCUCGGUGAUACUUGAAGCGUCGAAGCUUCAGAUUCCUGUUGUUGCGAUUGUGGAUCCGAAUGUGCCGUUGGAGUUCUUUGAGAAGAUUACGUAUCCUGUGCCGGCUCGUGACUCUGUCAAGUUUGUGUAUUUGUUCUGUAAUGUGAUUACCAAGUGCUUUGUGGCUGAACAGAUGAAGUUGGGGAUUAAAGAUGGGAGCAAUGAAGAUUUGAUGAAGGAGUUAGCUGCUUGAUUUGGAUAUUUGCAACCAAAAAGUAUGAAACUUUGUAGUUGUUUUUCAGAGUCUGGAAUAAUUGUUCUUCAAAAUUGUGGUUUCUACACCUUUGAAACUCUGGGUGUUUUUACUCAUGGAUGAUAAUUCACCUGUCUUUUCCUUAUGCAACUCAUUGUUGGAAAUGCUUAGACAUUGUAAUCGUUCGCAAGGUUUUGGAAUGACCCAUUUACAUGUCAAGCUUUGAACAGUGUCUAGUAAAGUUUGAAUGUAUCUUCUGACAAUUCUCUGGUCUUUGCUGAAUUUUAAUUGAGUUUAUGUCAUGUUCUUGUUCUU